Messenger RNA from Condylura cristata (star-nosed mole), 987 nucleotides. It is a transcript of the gene CHKB, whose product is annotated as choline kinase beta. The record is from RefSeq and is a predicted model, not a curated record. Gene Ontology annotation, biological process: CDP-choline pathway; phosphatidylethanolamine biosynthetic process. Gene Ontology annotation, cellular component: cytoplasm. The transcript is spliced from 7 exons. The coding region runs from base 167 to 961 and encodes 264 amino acids. NCBI's taxonomy places the organism in Eukaryota, Metazoa, Chordata, Mammalia, Eulipotyphla, Talpidae. Gene Ontology annotation, molecular function: ethanolamine kinase activity; choline kinase activity.
CCCGCCCGCCCCCAGGGCGCCCGUCCCCGGGCCCUGACCUCCCCGCUCGCCCCACCGCCUCCCGCCCUGGCCCCUCACCGCGCUGAUAGGUUCCUGGGUGCAGAGCCGGCCGCUGAGGACGCAGGAGCUGCGGGAGCCGCAGCUGUCGGCUGCCAUCGCCACCAAGAUGGCCCAGUUCCACGGCAUGGAGAUGCCCUUCGCCAAGGAGCCCCGCUGGCUGUUCGGGACCAUGGAGCGGUACCUGAAGCAGAUCCAGGAGCUGCCCCUCACCGGCCUCCCCCAGCAGAACCUGCUGGAGACAUACAGCCUGAAGGACGAGAUGGGCAGCCUGCGGGAGCUGCUCAGCUCCACCCCAUCGCCCGUGGUCUUCUGCCAUAAUGACAUCCAGGAAGGUAGGAGGCUGCACGGGAACCCCGCCCCAGGGGCACACCCCCUGAGUGACCCGAGCCCCGCCCCGCCUCAGGGAACAUCCUGUUGCUGGCUGAGCCAACCGGGGCCAGUGCCGACAGCCUCAUGCUGGUGGACUUUGAAUACAGCAGUUACAACUACAGGGGCUUUGACAUCGGGAACCACUUUUGCGAGUGGGUGUACGAUUACACGCACGAGGAGUGGCCUCACUACAGAGCCCAGCCCGCCGACUACCCCUCCCGGGGCCAGCAGAGGCGAAGAAGGGCGAGACCAUGUCCCAAGAGGAGCAGAAGAAGCUGGAAGAGGACUUGCUGGUAGAGGCCAGUCGGUAUGCGCUGGCAUCCCAUUUCUUUUGGGGCCUCUGGUCCAUCCUCCAGGCCUCCAUGUCCACCAUCGAAUUUGGUUAUUUGGAGUACGCCCAGUCUCGCUUCCAGUCCUACUUCCAGCAGAAGAGACAGCUGGCCAGCCGCCACCCCCUCUCCUGACCACCUGGACCCUGACUCCCCUGGGCCUUGGCUCCCUCGCGGAGGGGCGCCGCCGGCCGUGUACAUGAGACAAUAAACAAACAAGCCUCCCGCA